AUGGACGAAAGCACGAUCUACAACGACUCGAAGCACAAUCUGUUGAGUUUCACAGGCCAAUCCUCGACCGGGGUGUCACCGUUGGAACAGGAAGUCUUGGACGAGUAUGAGAGGUUAUCGAGGAACAUGAAGGAGCUCUCAUCCACGCUCGCCGACCUCUCCAGCGGCCCCAUCACGCUCGAAAUCGCCGAGGGUCUGCGGUUGCUGGAACGCAAAGUCGCAAGCGUCUACACGCUGAUGAAGGCCAGUGUGUACAGCAUCGUGCUGCAACAGGGACAGGAGGUCGAGGCGGGAACCUCGACAGACCAAGGGGGAGAGACUGGCGAAUAA
Molecule: messenger RNA, 330 nt
Organism: Fonsecaea multimorphosa CBS 102226
Lineage: Eukaryota; Fungi; Ascomycota; Eurotiomycetes; Chaetothyriales; Herpotrichiellaceae
Exons: 2
Coding region: 1-330 (109 amino acids)
Biological process (GO): attachment of spindle microtubules to kinetochore
Cellular component (GO): DASH complex; mitotic spindle
Source: RefSeq, a predicted model, not a curated record